CACACACACACACACCACACAGCAGGAAUACAAACUGGUGCAGGAGAAAAAAGACAAAUCUUGCACUCAUUCUGCAGACUGAAAAUAAAGCUUAUGCUUAGUUUGGUCAGUCACAAUGUGAUCUUUAACAAAUCCUAAGGGGUGACCAAUGAUGUCAACUAGCCAGCAGAGAUUUAUUUAGGGCUGUCGCUCCUCAGAUGCUCACCAGCAGCUGUUGUGAAUGUGUGUGAGCGCAUGCGUCUCUGGACUUUCCCAUUCUUCUGAUCGAACAACUUUGUCUGGAAAUCAGUCACAAUGACGCUCCAGUGGACGGCAGUGGCUUUCUUCCUCUAUGCAGAGAUUGCAGUCAACCUCAUCUUGUGUAUACCCUUCAUAUCAGCACGGAGAUGGCGUUCUGUUUUCAACUGGAGAAUAUGGAACUGGUUAUCUCCAUAUUGGAACAAAUGCUUCUUUACUAUGAUCAUGGUUCUUAUUGUUCUUUUCCUUGAUGCUGUCCGUGAGGUGCAGAAGUACUCCGGUCCUGAGCCCAUGCACGAUGCCAUGGUUAACCCAAAUUUGUUCGACAACGUCCACAUGAAGCUGUUCAGAGCCCAGAGGAACCUCUACAUAUCUGGCUUCUCUCUCUUCCUCUGGCUUAUCAUGCGUCGGAUUGUCACCUUGCUAAACCAGGUUGCUGUCACCGUGGAGAACAGUGCUGGUCUUCAGGCACAGAUGGACAGUGCUGUCAAAGCAACCAAGCAGCAUCAGGACGACAACCUAACGCUCAAACAAGCUCUCCUAGUGGAGGAAAAAGCCAUGUCAGCAAAAAACCAGCAACUGAAGCUGGAGGCUGAGACGCUGGCAGAUCAAGUGAAGGCUGCUGAGGGAGCUGUGCACAAGUCUCAUGCUGAAGUGGAGGCCAUGAGGAGGCAGGCCAAAGGUCUGGCACAAGAGUAUGAUAGACUAUUGUCGGAACACCAUCAACUCCAGAAUCUCCAAAAUGUGGACAAAAAAGAUCAGUAACCUCAGGAACACAGUGACAGCUGUUUUCAGGGUUCUCCUCUGUACAUGGAGACCUUCUCCUCUCAUCACAUUAGAACUGUGUGCAGUAUGUUUGUAUUAUCUUUUACGACGAUCAUCUUCCUUUGAGGUUUGAACUGAGCCACAUGUUUUAAUAGAUGGGUUUAAACCAACAGUUGGCUACAGCAUAUAAAUAGCAGCAUGUCAUCCUCUUACUAAAAUCUUUAUCAUGAACAUAAAAUAUGUCAUUUUGCAUGUCACUUUAAGUAUUAAAAGUGUAUAAUUUAAUAUAAAUGUUGUCUCAGGCGCUCAUGCUAAUUUUUGAUAAGGAUUAAACACAUGCAUUAUACUAUUAUGGUAAACUUUCACUGCAGAGAAAUCGUGCACCGGUUUACUUAAUGAUUUGAAUAGACCUGACCACCACAAGAGUCCUCCUGUAAGCACAUAAUGACUAAUGCAUACAUGCUGUACAUUAAGUCAGUGCAUUUGUAUGGUGGUCAUGAAUUCUAACCGUCUGUAAUGCAAGCAUAUCACAUGUGUUUGCAUUUCAUAUAAACCUCUAGACCAAAGCAUUUGUUCAGUGGGAGGAAAGCACUUGACUUGUUUUAACAGAUGUUCAAAUUCUUAAAAAUAAUGCACAUGAUCUGCCUUUUAAACUUUACUAAGCCUCCUGGAAUGGAAGAAUGGCAGAUCGACCUUCAGAACAUUAGUACGUAUAAUUUGACAAAGAAUUUUAAGUUGUCCCGGCUAUUCUUGACAUUUGUUGAUUUUGGUUGGUACAAGACAAAGGCGUGAGCAUGAAAAAUAAACACAUAAAAAGCCCAGA
Molecule: messenger RNA, 1825 nt
Organism: Cottoperca gobio
Lineage: Eukaryota; Metazoa; Chordata; Actinopteri; Perciformes; Bovichtidae
Product: B-cell receptor-associated protein 29-like
Exons: 8
Coding region: 295-1002 (235 amino acids)
Biological process (GO): intracellular protein transport; endoplasmic reticulum to Golgi vesicle-mediated transport
Cellular component (GO): endoplasmic reticulum; endoplasmic reticulum membrane
Source: RefSeq, a predicted model, not a curated record